Messenger RNA from Fusarium redolens, 1953 nucleotides. Its product is annotated as delta endotoxin. Gene Ontology annotation, biological process: symbiont-mediated killing of host cell. Gene Ontology annotation, molecular function: toxin activity. The transcript has 3 exons. The coding region runs from base 472 to 1953 and encodes 493 amino acids. The record is from RefSeq and is a predicted model, not a curated record. Lineage: Eukaryota; Fungi; Ascomycota; Sordariomycetes; Hypocreales; Nectriaceae.
GUCUAUUGUCUAAGCCAGAUAGAAAAGAUACUUGAAAUACAGUCCAAAACUGCUCACCAUAAUCCUGCAACCAGUACGCCACCAGCCAUCAAUGCAACAACUAAAGACGCCGUCACACGAGAACCCGAGGAACCAUCCACAGCCUCCGGCUUAUCAUCUUUAUUGCCCUCUCCCUUCUCUUCGUCCUUAUAUUUAUCCUCAAUUGCAGCAGAAGUCCCAGUGAUUUUAGCUUUCAGAGUGCUGCAUGCAUCAGGUCCAACUGGCACAAGAUCAGUGAUAGCAGGAUCAUCACUGCAAGCCUCCCAUACUACCCGAUAUUCAGAAACAUGUUCCGCCUGCCAGCUGGUCCAUUCAGAAGCCCACUUCGAGAACCCCUCAGCUGACGAUCCAGUGAUGACAGGAAGUUUGCAAGGGUCUUGGGUGUUGUAGAGACUUCCGAGGGCAAAGGAUACGCCCAGCUCAGACAUAUCCAUGGGAGGUCCUGGGGCGCCGGUAAUUGACAGGGAGUCUAUGAGCGCCCAGCAUGAUGGUGUCGUAAGAGAUGGACGUGAAAUCGUCAUGAUAAGUCAACGUCAGCCAUUGCCCUAUGAUAAAAUUUCCAUCUUUAAGAGCCUCAGCGCGCUCACUACCCUGUUGGGCGGUUUACUCUUUCACCCGAAUUCAAUUGAGAAGAUCUGGGAGAAGCUGCGCGAGCGCAUUGAGGCACUCGUUGAUUCCAAGAUCACUGAAACUCAGAUGGACAUUCUGAGGAAGAAGAUUCGAGGUCUCCAAGAUAAUAUGGAAAAUUACACACAGAUCUGGGAAGACUUCAAGGAUUCGUCGGGUGAGGAAAGAAUUAGAGCAAGAGACACGCUCAAGACGACUCACAUCGCUUUUUUAAGCGUGGUAAGGGCUGCCAUUCCCGAGUUUCGGGUCGAACGCUUUGCAGUGCCUUCUCUUCCCUUGUUUGCUCUUGCAGCCAACAUCCACCUCAUGCUAUUAUCUGAUGGAAUCAGGCAUGGCAUAGCCUGGGGCUACUCGGAAAAGAACGUCAACACCAUGCGUGCCGAGUUUAAGAGGAAAACGUCGCCCAAAAAUGUCGUUGGGCCGGCAGGCAACAUUGUGUCGGAACAGAGCCAUCUACUCAAAGGAGCUAUUGCCACAGCCGUCGACCUGGAAAUGCCAACUAAGAUAGUCGAUACUUGGAAGGACGCAUAUUCUGACCUUGUUGCUCCUGCGUCAGGAUCCACUGGGGAUGAGGACAGUUAUGAUGAUCUCGACUAUGCAACCUACGUCAAUAAGGUCUAUCAUAAAGGGCGCGGACAAGUCAAGCCUUACCGUGCGGAGCUUAACGACUAUGACAACAGAGGAAGCGCAGCUGCAGCCAAACUCAGGGCCUACGCAGACUACGACUCCGGUAUGGUCAUGAAUGUACUCAACUACGCCGAAUAUUGGCCAUACCUGGCGGGAGACAAGAUGCCCGAGUCCGUCUUGAAAAGAUUGGACCGAGAGAUCUUCUUUGGCCCGUUUGGCCGUCACACGGCCCAUGCUGCAUGGAGCGACUCGAGUGAAGCUCCCAUCACCGACCGUAGUCCUCGCAUCACUUCCGCAUACGUGAGGGGAUGGGAUGACGUUGAUGGAUUGCAGAUGAGGUACGGAGACUCCUGGGGUCAUGCCUAUGGAUCGACUACUGGGGGUGCGCCCAAACAACUUGACCUCGCGGAGGACGAAUACUUCUAUUGGGUUAGUGUUUAUUACGGGCAAAAACUCGGAAAGGUCAGGUUCUGGAACAAUAAGGAUAAGGCUUUAGAAUGCGGCAGUGCAAAGCAUGGAUCAUACUAUGGCUAUGCUGCACCACCAGGCUAUAGGUUGACAAGUGCCUAUAUUACUAAGUGGGAACGCUCAACUCCACCAGGUUGUGAAGGUAUUAUCCUGGGCUUCAGACCAUCCAUAAUCGAGUUUACGCCUAACUAA